AUGUUGUCUAAGCAAGAAUCGGAACCUGAAUACUUCAAGGAUGAGAUUAUCAGAGGCAUCAUGCUGGUUUUACUAUCUGCUGGAACCAACAUUUCAGCAGGGACCAUGGAAUGGGCAAUGUCGCUAUUGCUGAACCACCCAAAAGUCCUAAAGAAGGUCCAAGCUGAGAUUGACAAUGUUGUAGGACAUGAUAGGCUAAUUGAUGAGGCAGAUUUGGCCAAGUUACCUUAUCUCCAUUGCAUUGUAAAUGAGACAAUGCGUAUGUACCCAGCAGGACCAUUACUUGUACCACACGAGUCAUCCGAGGAUUGCAUGGUGGGUGGUUUCAAAGUCCCAGGUGGCACUAUCCUACUAGUUAACAUGUGGGCCAUACAAAAUGACCCUAAAAUUUGGGAUGAGCCAAGGAGUUUCAAGCCAGAGAGAUUUGAAGGGUUUGAAGGGGUUAGAGAUGGGUUCAAGUUUGUGCCUUUUGGGUUAGGGAGGAGAGGGUUUCCUGAUGAAGGGUUAGUCGUGCGUGUUGUAGGCUUGGCUUUGGGUUCGUUGUUACAGUGCUUUGGGUGGGAUAGGAUUGGUGAAGAAAUGGUGGACAUGAGUGAAGGGAGUGGGCUCACCUUGCCCAAGGCUCAGUCAUUGUUCGCUAAUUGUCGCCGACGUCUAGCUAUGGCUAAUCUUCUUUCUCAUAUCUGA
Messenger RNA from Quercus robur (English oak), 687 nucleotides. RefSeq names its product (+)-piperitol/(+)-sesamin synthase CYP81Q1-like. The record is from RefSeq and is a predicted model, not a curated record. Gene Ontology annotation, molecular function: heme binding; oxidoreductase activity, acting on paired donors, with incorporation or reduction of molecular oxygen; iron ion binding. The coding region runs from base 1 to 687 and encodes 228 amino acids. Lineage: Eukaryota; Viridiplantae; Streptophyta; Magnoliopsida; Fagales; Fagaceae. The transcript has 2 exons.